UGUCUUUGUGUGCGGCGAGGCAGAUGGGCGUGAUGUACUGCAGGGCUCGCGGCGAGCUCACCGUGCAGCCCAUCGCGUGGACGCGCUGGCACAACGUGACGCUGUGGCUCGUGCAGCCGGACGAGGUCAUCAGACAGUUCCUGUCCACGUCGCCGCUGGUGGAGCCCCCGGACUUUGCGGCGAACAUGCGUCAGCUGAUGCGCUUCAUGCUGCUGCACCCCGAGCCAGCGACGCGAUCUUCCCGGGGGGCGCCGCUCGCAGAUACCGCCGGGACCCCACGGAUCCUGGCAGAGGCGCCAGGCUGGAGUGCAGUCCUCUGCCACUGA
Messenger RNA from Lethenteron reissneri (Far Eastern brook lamprey), 326 nucleotides. RefSeq names its product protein N-terminal asparagine amidohydrolase-like. The record is from RefSeq and is a predicted model, not a curated record. Gene Ontology annotation, cellular component: nucleus. Gene Ontology annotation, molecular function: protein-N-terminal asparagine amidohydrolase activity. NCBI's taxonomy places the organism in Eukaryota, Metazoa, Chordata, Hyperoartia, Petromyzontiformes, Petromyzontidae. Gene Ontology annotation, biological process: ubiquitin-dependent protein catabolic process.